CCCCGUUGUUUGGAUUCUACGUCAUGUACCGUCAGUACGAGACUACUAAGCAAUAGCAAAACACAGUCACAACAACAUGGCCGAUCUGUGUUUCGUGAAUAUGGAUACUACCAUGGCAUACUCGGAGGGCUAACGUCGCCAAUCCUAAAGGAAUAUCUCUGGAAUUUUACGCGAAGGUGGUGAUAAAUAGGAAUAUUUGAUUGAUCAUGGGACAGAAAGUUAGUUCUAGUCCCAGGACGGUGUACGGGGCCGCGGUUGGUGGGGCAGACUCGCCGGGUGGAUCGACAGCCAGUGGCGGGUACCUUUCAAUUGGUAGCUCCAAUGGACAUCACAAUGGAGCCCGUAUUUAUACUAGUGCAUCCUCUUCGACAAAUGGACAAAGGAACCGCGCUCGGUCUUUAGGCAGCACGAGUGCCCAUACAAAUGGACAAGCAAUGAAUAUACCUGGGGGGUCGGGACCAAGUAGAGGUCCCGAUUCGGACCCUAGUUCAUCGGAGAACAGUGCCCCCAGUUCAGGGUCAGGAGGUGGGGGCAGUGGAAGUGGUACUAGCUCUAGUGGUGCAAGUGGAUCAGGGGGAGGGGGAGGAAGGAGUAGGGGAAGAAGUUUCCCCUUUCACGCUCAGUCUCUACCUACACAUCUAUUUGCUCCGGCUUUAUUACAAGGUGAGAUACUGAAGAUGCAAAAAAAAAUGUUUAUGAUCAUGCCAUGGCAUCAUCAUCAAUCAUCACCCAUCAUCACCACCAACAUACUGUGUAUGAGCCGAAGAGAAAACUUUGAUAAAGAUAGUCUAACAGGAUAUGAAUAA
Molecule: messenger RNA, 806 nt
Organism: Lytechinus pictus (painted urchin)
Lineage: Eukaryota; Metazoa; Echinodermata; Echinoidea; Temnopleuroida; Toxopneustidae
Product: sericin-1-like
Exons: 2
Coding region: 207-806 (199 amino acids)
Source: RefSeq, a predicted model, not a curated record